UAAAGAAAAGAAUUAAGCCCGCCCAGAUAUUAAUUUCGAAAAAUUAGCAGUAGCAGAACCCCACCCAAUUCCCUUCUCCGGUCAAUUUCCAAGCGAUUUCUCUGGUAUAUUUGCAGCGGCGAUGCCUAUGGAAGAAGGCGGAGGAAGCUCGGAGACCGAGUUCGUUAACAUCGACACCGCCUCCUACUCACUCGAUAGCUCCGCCAUUUUCCACGUCGUCACCGACAUAAUUGCAUUUAUUCUGUUCAUGCACCAGCAAAUCCCCUCAGUGCUUCAGGAUAUUACACAGGAAUUCGAUGAAUUGCGCGCUGAGUUCAAAGAAUUGGAAGUCGAGCUUGCGAAAAAUGAAGUGAAGGCGAUAUCGACAAGGAGGAAGCAAGCUACAAGGAAAAGAGAGGUGAAAAUGGGGAUAAGAAGGUUUGAAAAAUUGAUGGCUUGUGUUUCCAAUCUAAAAUCUGCUCUUCAGCUAAUGUUUGCUGAAGUUCCGACGGUCGAGACGAUUUCUCUUGUUCUUGGUCCUAGUCCUCUUAGGCCUUUGCAUGUUUAUGAACUGAGCUUUCCACAGGGGAGUGUUGUUUCUGGAGAUUUUAGUCGAAGUAAAACUGCGGAUAAUCUUUCUAGAAAGGCGAUUCGGACAAUGAUAUCAAGCGGAGCUGGAGCGGAUUCAUAUGCUGGUCCAACAAAAUUGUUUCUCUUAGUCAAAGCUCCCUCACACCUUAAUUUGCCUUUGCACUUUCUUCCCAAGCGCGAGUUUCGGCAAAAUAGGAAGAGGGUGCCACUUAGAUUAAGAUUUAGGUGCAGAACCCGAGAUCCGCAAAUGAAUGCUCAACUUAAUGAUUGUGCUAACUCUGAUGGAUUGAUCGACUCUGCAUCAAAUGAUUUAAUCUGGUUUCAGUGUCGGCACACAAUCAAGGGGAUAGCUUUCAGGACAUCACCUCCAGAAGAUUGAGUUGUCACCGAUCUUGAAUGCAUAAAUCUGUAAUAUGGGAAUCUUGACCAGAAUUUGUCUGAAAAUAUAUUGCUACAGUUUUUAGUGCAAUGAGAAAUGUAGUCUGUUUAAAUUCUUAGGCAUGCUUGUACUUGCCGUAAGCAUGCACUGGAAUUGUUUGUAAGUUGUUCAUUGUAAUAUGACAUAUUCCUCACCUUGUUCGUGUUGUUUCCCCUAUUUUGGCUCAA
Erythranthe guttata (spotted monkey flower) is the source of this 1176-nucleotide messenger RNA. Its product is annotated as non-structural protein. The record is from RefSeq and is a predicted model, not a curated record. Lineage: Eukaryota; Viridiplantae; Streptophyta; Magnoliopsida; Lamiales; Phrymaceae. Gene Ontology annotation, cellular component: nucleus. Gene Ontology annotation, biological process: regulation of exit from mitosis.